AUGAAGAGAGCAGCAGAUGAAGAUGAAGUUGAAAUGGAUGAUGAUGUAGAAGAUCAAUCGGCUAAUACAACUGCAGCAGCGACAAAGAAGAAGAAGAAACAGGUAAAGAAAAAGUCAAAGCCAGUACCUCUGACCAAGUCGGUUCCAUCGGCAUCGGCAGCAGCACCACCAAAACCAAUACAUAUGGUACCGAAACAAAUGCAACCAAUCACCAAAGUACACUUUAAUGACAUCGGUCAGAACGCUGCCACCAAUAGCGAUCACCGUGUCGAAGCCGACGGUGUCAUGUCGUGGUUGCUCGGUUCAAAGGUGUCACUCGAUGAGUUCUACGACGACUAUUUCGGUGUGAAGCAUCUCGUUGUGAAACGUGGUGACUCGAACUACUACAAGUCGUUCUUCACCAAGGAUUCAAUCGAUAAGAUGCUCAAGAGCAACUGUCUCAAGUUCAGCGAGAACAUCGACGUCACCAACUAUGUUGAUGGCGAGCGUCAAACUUUGAAUCCAGAGGGUCGUGCUUACCCCGCUCAAGUAUGGAAACACUACCGUGAGGGAUGUUCGAUCCGUCUUCUCAAUCCACAGACAUUCAACGCCAACGUCUGGAGAGUUCUCUCCACACUACAAACUCACUUCCAAUGCGGAAUGGGUGCCAAUGUCUACCUAACUCCAGCUGGCGCACAAGGAUUCGCUCCACACUACGACGACGUUGACGUCUUUAUCAUCCAACUGGAAGGUAAAAAAGUAUGGAGAUUAUAUCCACCAAGAAGUGAACAAGAAGUUUUAGCAAAGAAAUCAAGUGAUAAUUUUGAACAAGAAGAAAUUGGAGAACCAAUCGUUGAGGUUACUUUGGAAGCUGGUGAUGUUAUGUAUUUCCCAAGAGGUGUUAUUCAUCAAGCUUAUAGUCCAGAGGAUGUACAUUCAUUGCAUAUCACCAUUUCGACAUAUAUGAAUAAUACUUGGGGUGAUUUGAUUGGAAAGGUGUUGACACGUGCACUCGACAUUGCCAACGAUGAGUAUGUUGAGUUCCGUGAGGGACUGCCACGUGACUACACUCAGUUCCUCGGUGUGAUGCACUCUGAUAAAGCGGGUGACGAACGUCGUAAGGAGCUGUUGGACAAGGUUGGAACACUCUGGGAGAAGCUCGGUCAGUGUUUGCCAACCGAUGUCGGUGCCGAUUUGAUGGCCGUAAAAUUCUUGCACGAUUCGCUGCCACCCGUUUUCAAUCAACUCGAAAAGAAACACUCGAUCGAAGACGACAAUGCAGCGAGCGAAUUGAAGUUGGAGAGUCGUGUGCGUUUGAUUCGUCAGGACUCGAUUAGAAUUGUUCAUGAAGACAUUGCAGUGUGCUACCACAACAUGGACAACACAAGAGUCUAUCACCAAGUUGGAACGGAGCCUGGUGUCAUUGAAUUCACAUUGGAGUGUGUCGAUGCCAUCGAACACCUGAUCGACUCUUACCCAACUUAUAUUUCCAUCAAAGAUCUUCCAGCAGAAUCCGAUCUACAGAAAUUGGACGUUGCAAAUGCACUUUAUGAAAAAGGUUUAUUAAUGAUUGAAAAAUAA
This is a messenger RNA of Heterostelium album PN500, 1560 nucleotides long. It is a transcript of the gene jcdG, whose product is annotated as cupin domain-containing protein. Gene Ontology annotation, molecular function: histone H3K36 demethylase activity; histone H3K4 demethylase activity. Bases 1 to 1560 code for a protein of 519 amino acids. Gene Ontology annotation, cellular component: nucleolus. The transcript has 2 exons. Lineage: Eukaryota; Evosea; Eumycetozoa; Acytosteliales; Acytosteliaceae. The record is from RefSeq and is a predicted model, not a curated record.